CCGCGUCAUGGAAGAACUAAGUCAAACCGAUCUUGUUUACUCGCCACGGUCGUCGCUUCAACUGUGGAAUGUUUUUGUCAACUGGCUAGAUUUUUUCUACCAGUUCUUUCUUAAGAUCCUCCGUCCUUUCUCUCACCACCCUUUACCCGAUGGGUUUAAACCCUUGCCAGUCAUCGAGUUAUCGGAUAUGGCGGCGGAAUCACCCGUCACCACCAUAGAGAUCUCCUCCGGGAGAACAUCUACCGAAGGAGAAGUCAGUAACAUCCAUAGACUCACGGUAGUUCUGGACUUGGAUGAGACAUUGGUUAGUGCGUAUGAGACGUCUAGUCUACCUGAUAAUUUACGUACACAAGCUAUUGAAGCUGGAUUGAAGUGGUUUGAGCUGGAAUGCAUAUCAUCAACCAAGGAAUGCAACGGGGUGCCUAAAAUCAAUUAUGUUACGGUGUUUGAGCGUCCAGGGUUACACGAAUUCUUAGAGAAACUCAGCCAAUUUGCACAUCUUGUUAUUUUUACUGCUGGUCUUGAAGAUUAUGCAAGGCCGCUAGUGGACAAAAUAGAUACCAAGAAUGUCUUGAACGACAGGCUGUAUCGCUCUUGUACUGUCAGCACGCAAUAUCGAGAUCACGUGAAGGAUCUGUUAUGCACAUCAAAGAAUAUGUGUAGGACAGUUAUAGUUGACAACAAUCCCUACAGUUUUCUAUUACAACCUCUAAACGGGAUUCCAUGUGUUCCGUUUUCCGCUGACCAGCCACAUGAUACUCAGGUAUUUUUUAAGUCUAAUCCUAAUAAUUUUGAGUACAUUUUAUCAUCCCAUUUUCUAAUGAGAACGCACUACAUGUUGAAGCUAUUGGACAUUAUUCUUCCGCUUCUUAAGCAACUUUCAGAAGAAGAAGAUGUACGAGGAGCUCUUUACGAUAGAUUUCACAUGCCUGAAUGGUUUGAAAAGCAGGGCAUACCAAGGUCGUGCUGGACAUCAUCGCAAGUCCCUGAAUCCAGAUAGCUCGAAUCUCUAAUAGAUCACGCCAAUGGAAAGUGUGUUGAUAAACCACUAAAAAUUUUAGCUGUGUAUAUGGACAUGACUGUGUUGUUAUGUUUUUGAAUGAAAAAAAUAUAUCCAAUCCGUUCUAAUGGUCUAGAUCAGAAAGGAAUCUAUAAAAAUUUGUUUACUGGAUGCAUUA
Eruca vesicaria subsp. sativa (arugula) is the source of this 1178-nucleotide messenger RNA. NCBI's taxonomy places the organism in Eukaryota, Viridiplantae, Streptophyta, Magnoliopsida, Brassicales, Brassicaceae. The record is from the annotation of a GenBank genome assembly.